Messenger RNA from Drosophila innubila, 939 nucleotides. RefSeq names its product high mobility group protein D (gene HmgD). Gene Ontology annotation, molecular function: transcription cis-regulatory region binding. Lineage: Eukaryota; Metazoa; Arthropoda; Insecta; Diptera; Drosophilidae. The record is from RefSeq and is a predicted model, not a curated record. The transcript is spliced from 2 exons. Bases 68 to 406 code for a protein of 112 amino acids.
CUCGAAGCUUAUAGCUAAAUAAUUUAGUAUCUUCUACAAACUUACACACAAAGACACAUUUUUGAAAAUGGCCGACAAACCAAAACGCCCGCUCUCCGCUUACAUGCUGUGGCUGAACAGUGCUCGUGAGUCGAUCAAACGUGAGAGUCCCGGCAUCAAAGUUACCGAAGUUGCUAAGCGCGGUGGCGAAUUAUGGAGAGCCAUGAAGGACAAGUCGGAGUGGGAGGCAAAGGCAGCCAAGGCCAAGGACGAUUACGAUCGUGCCGUUAAGGACUUUGAGGCCAACGGAGGCAGCAGUGCAGCAGCCAAUGGCGGUGCCAAAAAGCGUGCGAAACCCGCAAAGAAGCCAGCGAAAAAAAGCAAAAGGGAUGACUCCGACGAUGAUGAUGAUGAUGAGAGCGAAUAGAGAUGAUUAUUGAUCUUCAGGCCGCAGUCAAAACAAAAUACACAAAUCACACACAACACACACAACGUCAUCCGUGGUGGAACUGUCUGUCAAUCAAUAAGUCAAUCGCAUUUUGUUUAAUCUUCACCCACCACACCACAAACUCCACAUCUACACACACACAGAAACACAAACACAUACCCUACCUAAAAAUAAAACCCAUUCUAAAUAGCAUAGAAUACACUGAGAUGCCCCAAUAAAUAAGAAAGAAAGAAACCGUUAAAACAGGAAAGUUGCGAAUGUAAAGAAUACCAACAAACGACACACAUAAGCAAAAUUGUAUUUAUACAUAAGAUUUUAAGUUUAUAGUAGGCGUUUCUUUAAAUACAAACAAUUUUUAAGUCGAGUUCAAAGCGAAGAUUUGCCGCCCAAACAAAAGAUGCAAAACGAGUUGGCGGCAUCAAAACAAUGAUCUAUUUGUGUAUCUUGCAUAAAAAUUUGUAAAUUAAACGAUAACGUAAUUCCAUUAUAAAUAAAAACUAUAAAAAUCGAUA